AUGCCAAAACUUGUUGCUGAAGAGGGGGAUGUUCUUGACGAUCCAAAGCAAUAUAGAAGACUUGUUGGGAAGCUCAACUACUUGACUUUCACCAGACCGGGUAUUGCUUUCCCACUAAGUGUUGUGAGUCAAUUUUUGUCAUCUCCUCGAACUCCUCAUUGGGAUGCUGUUAUACGAAUUUUCAGAUACCUUAAAAAGGCUCCAGGGCGUGGAUUAGUAUAUGGUAGUCAUGGACAUGGGAGAGUUGAAGGGUUCUCAAAUUGGGCUAGAUCACCUGUUGAUAAGAGAUCAACUAUAGGGUAUUGUGUGUUUGUGGGACGCAACCUUGUCUCGUGGAAGAGCAAGAAACAGAGUGUAGUGGCUAGAUCAAGUGCAGAGUCCGAAUAUCGAGCCAUGACACAUGCAACUUCUGAAUUGGUUUGGCUGAAAAUGCUAUUGACUGAGCUUGGGUUUGAGGAUCCCUCACCCAUGUAG
Molecule: messenger RNA, 474 nt
Organism: Telopea speciosissima
Lineage: Eukaryota; Viridiplantae; Streptophyta; Magnoliopsida; Proteales; Proteaceae
Product: secreted RxLR effector protein 161-like
Exons: 1
Coding region: 1-474 (157 amino acids)
Source: RefSeq, a predicted model, not a curated record